Molecule: messenger RNA, 2337 nt
Organism: Exaiptasia diaphana
Lineage: Eukaryota; Metazoa; Cnidaria; Anthozoa; Actiniaria; Aiptasiidae
Product: sodium- and chloride-dependent betaine transporter-like
Exons: 15
Coding region: 64-1854 (596 amino acids)
Biological process (GO): sodium ion transmembrane transport
Cellular component (GO): membrane
Source: RefSeq, a predicted model, not a curated record
UGAAAGAAACCCUGCUAAAGUAGAACGCAAAAUACUCCAUUUACCUGCUUAAAUCACUUAAAAAUGACUUCACUAGAUGCAGAUAACAACACCAAUCACGACAAGAGUCUGUUGACUAAAACCCAAGAAGUGGAGGUAGAGGUUAUAACACAACCAAGACAGCGAUGGGAUAGUAAGAUUGAAUUUAUUUUGGCUACACUUGGCUAUAUAGUGGGUUAUGGAAAUUUUUGGAGAUUCCCAUAUCUUUGCUAUCGCAACGGUGGAGCGUCGUUUAUCUUUCCUUACUUUCUGAUGCUGGCGAUAAUUGGUGUUCCUAUGUUCUUUAUGGAACUGUCUGUUGGUCAAUGGUACAAUCGUGGCUUCAUAGGUAUUUGGAAAGCAGUUUGUCCGCUAUCUUCAGGUAUUGGUUAUGCAAUGCUCUUCAUGCAGUUUACUAGCAAUAUGUAUUACAUUGUAAUACUCGCAUGGGUUUUCUUCUAUCUGUUUGACUCGUUUCGUUCMGAGGUGCCUUGGAAAUACUGCACUAAUGAAUGGAACACGCCUUUUUGCAGGUCUGAUCGCAUAGCCAAUCAAGCCCUAAACUGUACAGCUUUCGAUCUGCCAAUAAACUGCACUCAAAAAUUUGUAUCUCCAAGCUCUGAGUACUGGACUAAUCGAGUUUUGCAUAUAACCAAAUCCAUCAAUGACAUGGGAGACAUGAGAUGGGAGCUCGCUGGUACUUUACUUUUUUCCUGGGUUGUCGUGUACUUUUGCAUCUUUAAGACCAUUAAACUGACAGGCAAGAUAGUCUAUUUUACUGCAAUAUUCCCGCUUGUCAUCAUAUUCGUCAUGCUAAUUAGAGGAGUAACACUCGAUGGUGUAAGUGAAGGGAUUUUGUACUACUUAAAACCAGACUUUGCUCGAUUGGCUGAUCCUCAGGUUUGGGUGUUUGCUGCUACUCAAAUCUAUUGGUCGUUGGGAACUGGAUUCGGUGGAGUUAUGACUUUUGGCAGUUUUAACACAUUUAGAAACAAUGUGCACGGGGAUGCUUUGUUGAUAUCAAUCUCCAAUAGCGUUACAAGUUUUGUAGCUGGUUUUGCUGUCUUCAGUGUUCUUGGAUUCAUGGCAUACACUCUGAAAUCAACUGUCGCCAACGUGGCUUCUUCAGGCCCAGGUUUGGUGUUCAUUGUUUACCCUGAAGCCAUUUCUCAGAUGCCUCUCUCGGUUUUUUGGUCAAUACUGUUCUUCUUUAUGCUGGUUACACUCGGCCUUGAUACAAUGUUCGGCUCUAUUGAAUCUGUCGUAACCGCUAUUGUGGAUGAAAAACCCCAGCUUCUUCGUCACCGUAAAUGGCUAGUACUUCUGGUCGUAAGCGUUGUUUUGUUUUUCUUCGGACUCAUGAAUGUCAUGGAGGGAGGCAUGUAUAUCUUCAAUCUCUUUGAUUACCAAACUGCUGCUAUUAAUCUACUCCUUGUGGUAUUACUAGAGAAUAUUUUCAUUUCAUGGAUUUACGGUAUUGAUCGAUUCAGCCAGGAUAUUGAGGCGAUGACGGGUAGGAAGCCUUAUCUAUUUAUUAAAAUCUCAUUAAAGUGGAUUACACCUUUUGUUAGUGCGGCAAUAUUACUGGCAAAUGUGAUUAAGUGGAAUGGUAUAAAGUACAAUGGUGUUGCCUAUCCAGCCUGGGCAGAGAUGAUUGGCUGGUUUCUGUGUCUGACACCAAUCUUUAUCAUCUUGGGCGUGUCCGUGCAUAUAAUUUGGAAGACACCAGGAUCUCUUAAAGAGCGUUGGGCAAUUGUUACCCGACCUGAUCAGCAAGUACUUAAAGAGAUCGAGGAAAAACAUAACAUCAAACGAAGCAACGUGUGUUUCCUGUGAUGUCACAAUGWCCUGAUCUUCAAGUCAAGCUGGGACCGAACUAUAGAUAUACUAGGAUAAUUAAACGUUGUUUUUAGAGGGAAGUCCAAAAAUCCGUGAAAUAGAAAUAAAGCUAAUGAAAAUUAGUAGGCACUAAUUGCAUUGUUUUCUUUUGUGUCUUUUUGAAUAUCACACUUUGAUAGUCAAGACUUUUUUCACGGAUUUAAUGACUUCACUCAGCCAUUUUAAAAGUUGAUUUGCCUAAUUUGAUUUGAAUAGCGAUUUUAAUUAAUAAUAAAUUAAUAAUAGUGUUUUACAACCUUCACUCCCAACAAAGAGUUGUUUGAUKUGUCAUUUGAAGCCGUUUKGUCACAUAUAACCACACACAUGUGAUUGAUGWUCSUUGUCAUGUUCAUCUGCCCAUCACGCUUCGUGAUAGAAGUCUGAUUAGGAAUCAGUAAUUGAGAAGAAAUCCCGCAUAGGCAAAAACAUGAGAAAGUCAAA